UAAUCUUCUGUCUCUUCAGCUUCUUCAUUUCCUGUUUCUUACCUGCAAACAAGUAACGCAAACACUUUGUGGUGCCUGAAAACUUAGCUCUACUUCUCAGAUCAACCAUCAACUUGUACUUGUACAUGUUCUAAACCUUCCCUUUAUUUAUAAUUGUCUAUUGCUUCAGAUUGCUUUUCUAUUAUUUUCCCUUAUCAAUUCUCUAUCGUUUUAUUAGAUCUGUUUUAUACUCAGUAUCAAUAAAUUUCGUUUAAAAAAAAAAAAGAAAAGAAAUUAGCUUUGUUCUCAACUUCUCUUAAUCGUAUUACUCGUAGUGAUCUGUUUCCUUCAAGCUAGACUACAUUCAUUGAGGGUUUGCUCUUAAAUACUUUGGCUUUGAUAGUUGUUUCCCAGUUUGUUUAUUAAUCUUUUCUCUUAAUUGUUUGCUGAAUUAUUUUGUCAUAUAAUAUUGUCCACUUCUUUUUCUUUCAUUUCCCUUGCUUCCUAAGUGCCCUUUAAUUGUAGCUCUACUUGAAAAGAUUUAUUAAAAAAAAAAAAAAAGAGAGAGAGAGUGUGUGUGUCUGUACAAGUAUUUAUCAGCAAUGGCUGAGGAAAUAGUCAGAAGUACUGCCGCGGAACUUGCAUCAAAAGCUACAGAGUCGGCAUAUGAUUUGCUUAAACAGCAGAUAUCAUAUGUGUUCAAGUCCCAGAGCUACAUCAACAACCUCAAGGAUCAAGUUCAGGAGCUCAGAAUGAAAAAAGAAAGAGUGGAGAAAUCUGUGGAGUCCGCUGAAAGACAGGGGGAAGAGAUUCAUAACGAUGUUAAGAAUUGGCUGCGUGCUGCAGAUGAUUUCACUGAAAGGGAAGCAAAAGCCAUCAUUGAGGAUGGAGAUAAAGCAAACAAGGGCAGCUGUUUAAAACUGAAGUCUUGUCCUAAUUUGAUUCAACAAUACAAGCUUGGAAAGGAAGCAGUGAAAGCGGCAGUGACUGGGGCCAAUCUGUUGGGGAAAGGCAACUUCAGUAGUGUUUCCUACCGUCCUGCUCUACAGAGGACAGAAUCCAUGUAUGUCAGAGGCUACGAGGCCUUUGAUUCUAGAAAGCAACUUUUGCAAGAGAUCAUGGACACAUUGAAGGAUGGUAAUGUAAACAUGAUUGGGGUGCAUGGGAUGGGAGGUGUGGGCAAAACAACACUGGUCAAAAAAGUAGCUUGGCAGGCGAAGGAAGACAAGUUAUUUAAUGAGGUGGCCAUUGCUGAGGUGACACAAACCCCAGACUACAAAAAAAUUCAAGAGAAGCUUGCUUCCGAUUUAGGCUUGGAAUUUAAGCAGGAGAGUGAAUAUCACAGAGCUAGUCUACUACGUCACAGGAUAAAGAGGGAGAAGAGUUUACUUAUAAUAUUGGAUAAUAUUUGGACUAAACUUGACUUGGAUGCAAUUGGAAUUCCUUUCGAGGAUGCUGAGAAAGAAAGAAAAGAUGAUAAGAUCAGGCCAUGCACAAUAUUGUUUACUUCUAGAAAUCGGGAUUUAUUAAGCAAAGAUAUGAAAACUAAGAAGAACAUCUUUGUUGACACUUUAUCUUACGGAGACGCAUGGAAUUUGUUUCAGAAGAUUGUGGGUGAUUCUGCAGAAAACUCUGAUUUUCAUCCUGUGGCAGUUGAGAUUGUUAGAAAAUGUGCAGGUUUACCGGUUGCGAUUUCAACAAUUGCAAAUGCUUUAAAAAAUGAGAGUCUUCAGGCUUGGGAGGAUGCCUUGGCUCAACUAAAAAGGUCUAAUCCAAAACGUGUUCUAGAAGUGGAUGAAACUUUGUAUUCUACUAUUGAGCUGAGUUACAAUUUUCUAAAAAUUGAAGAAGCUAAAUCACUAUUUCUUCUUUGUGCUCUAAAAGAUGCUGGUAGUAGCAUGUUCGUUGAUGACCUAUUAAAAUAUAGUAUGGGUUUGAAUUUGUUUGGAGAUGUAUAUACAUUGGAAGAGGGAAGGAAUAGAUUGCACAGGUUGAUAAAUCAUCUCAAAGCUUCUUGUUUGUUGUUGGACAGUGACGAUGGCCAUGCAGUUAAAAUGCAUGAUAUUAUUCAUGCUGUUGCCAUAUCGAUUGCAUCAACAGAGAAAUUCAUGUUUAAUAUUCAAAAUGUCACCGGCUUGAAAGAAGUACUAGGGGAGAAAAUAUCAAAAGAUUCAACCGCUAUUUCUCUACCUUAUAGAGAUAUUUAUGACGAGCUUCCUCAACGGUUAGAGUUUCCGAAACUGAAAUUGUUCUUUCUAUUUACAAAAAAUCGCUCAUUACAAAUCCCAGAUACUUUUUUCGAAGAAAUUAAAGAACUUACGGUUUUAGAUCUUACCGGAUUUUUUUUCUUUUCAUUACCUUUAUCUCUUUCCUACCUAAAAAACCUUAAAACACUGUGUCUGGACAACUGCCUGUUGGAGGAUCUAAGAAUUCUGGGAGAGCUAAGUAAAUUAGAAAUUCUUAGCCUUCUCGACUCUCACAUUGAACAAUUGCCUGUAGAAAUCGGACAAUUGACUCGUUUGAAGUUAUUAGAUUUGAGCAAUUGUUUAAACCUUAAAUACAUUGCACCAAAUGUUAUCUCCUGCUUGUCUCAAUUAGAAGAACUAUACAUGGGCAACAACUUCGUUCAAUGGGAAGUUGAAGGAGUAGCUAAUCAAGGACAACGAAAUGCUAGUCUUGAAGAGUUAAAGCUGUUGUCUAACCUAACAACUUUACAUCUUCAUGUUCAAGAUGCUCAAGUUAUGCCACAAGACUUGUUCUUCGAGAAAUUGAAAAGUUAUAAAAUAUUUAUAGGCGAUAAAUGGAAGUGGUCUGGUAAAUAUGACAUUUCAACUUUAAGAACGUUCAAACUAAAGAUAAGUGAUAAUGUUUAUUUGGGGCAAGGAAUUAAAAGUUUGUUGAAGAUGGCUGAAGAUCUCUUUCUUGAGGAAAUGAAUGGAGUUAGAUAUGUUCUUGAUGAACUCAAUGAGGAUGGUUUUCCACAUUUAAAGCAUCUACAUGUAAAGGACGGUCUUGACAUUUUGUAUAUCAUUAACUCAGUUGCUUGGAAACUAGCCUUUCCUAAGUUGGAGUCCUUGAUCCUUUGUAAUUUGAUUAAAUUGGAGAAGAUAUGUCAUGGUCAACUCAAUGUAGUGUCUUUCAACAAAUUAAGGAUCAUAAAAAUAGAAAAAUGUGAUAGACUGGAAUAUCUCUUUGCAUCCUUCAUUGCAAAAAACCUUAUGCAGCUACAAGAAGUUGAAGCGAUUGAUUGUAAAAAGCUAAAAGAGAUUUUUGUUGGAGAAAGUAAAGAAAUAAAUAACGAGAUUGAGUUCAAUCAAUUGAGCUCUCUGACACUACAAGAUCUAUCUGAAUUCAUAAAUAUCAGCUUUGGCAUGAGGGUUGUCCUUCCAAGAUUGGAGAACUUGAAAUUGUGUUCAAUUAAUUUUGGGAAUACAUGGCUUGGUCAACACCUAGCAAUGUUUUCUUAUGGUCAAUGCUUAAAAAGCUUGACCGUGGCAGAGUGUAAUGGCUUGAAAUUUUUGUUUUCAUCAUCUAUGGUCAAAAGUCUUAAUCAACUCCAAAAGCUUGUAGUAAGCAAUUGUGAGUUAAUGGAAGUAAUAAUCGACUCAAAAGGAGUAGGAGGAGAAAUGAUAAUUGAUGUGAGUUUCUCUAACCUAUUGUACAUGAAGCUUGAACUCCUGCCAGAACUCACGAGUUUUGGCACAGGGAAUUCAAUUGAAUUCCCCUCCUUAAAAGAACUUCACAUUGAGCAUUGCUCUAAUUUGAAGACAUUCUUUAGCAAAUCUUUUUAUCCAAACACAGUGAGAGAAGAAGUAAGCUCGGAUAACUACUUUAUUGAUAUAAUUCCGCUCUUUGACGAAAAGGUUGCUUUUCCAAGGUUGGAAGAGAUGGUGCUCUUGCAUUUGGAUAACUUGCAGUUGAUUUGGCACAACAAAAAGCUCUUUGUGGAAUCCUUUUGCAAACUGAAAGCAGUGAGAGUGGAAUCUUGUGAAAAGUUAUUAGCUAUUGUUCCAUCUAAUACUCGAGGACAUCUCACUUUUCAAAGUCUAGAGAUGUUGACUGUUAAAAAUUGUUGGAAUAUGAAAAGUCUCAUUCCAGUUUCUGCAGCUACUGGUCUUGUGCAACUUGAAGUGCUUUAUAUAAUAUCUUGCGGACUGGAGGAAAUUAUUUCUGAGGAGGAAGUUAAUGGGGCCCCUACUUUUUUGUUUCCUCAAUUGAAAGGAAUCUACCUUUACAAUUUACCAAAACUCAAGUGUUUCUAUCCGCGGUUGCAUGCAAUAGACUGGCCAAUGCUAAGAAGUUUGUAUGUGUUUGAUUGCAGGAAGAUAAAAUUAUAUGCUUCAAACUUUCUUAGCUUUCAAGACAGAGACAGGGAGAGUCAACCUAGCCUCUUUUUGUUAGAAAAGGUCAUACCAAAUUUGGAAGCGUUAGGUUUGGACGCUCAUGACUUCAGAUUGACAUUCCUCCACAGUGAUCAAGCUAAGAGCAUUGGCAAACUUAAAUUGCUUCAGCUUCGGAACUUUGAUGAUGAAUUUGUUGCUUCUGUGUUUGUUUUCCUUCAAAGGUUAAAUUGUUUGGAAACACUUGAUUUUAGUUUUAAUAGUUUCAAAGAGCUAUUCCCCUAUGAAAAGAGACAUAUAUGGAAACAAGAUUUUCGAGGGGAUACAAUUCUUCAAAAUCUCCAAACUCUAGAAGUAUGGCAUUGUCAUUGUUUGACUAUUUUAGCGCCAUCUGCAACGAAUUUCAAUAAUCUUGAAACUCUACAGGUAUGCAAUUGCAAUGGAUUAGACAAGGUCCUAACAUGUGAAACAGUCAAAACUCUCGUCAAUAUGAAAAAACUAAUAAUAAGAGACUACAAGUUAGUGACAAAGAUUAUAACAAACGAGGGAGAUAAAGAAGAAGAGAUUGUAUUCAAAAAAUUGAAAAUUUUGGAGCUUUAUUGUUUAUCAGGCCUCUCAUGCUUCUGCUCAGCCAAUUAUUCCUUCAAAUUUCCCUGUUUAGAGUUGGUUACUAUAUGUCAGAGUCCAAGAUUGAACUUCUUUUCUCGGGGAGUGUUAAGUACACCAUUACUAAAAAAAGUACUAUUGACAAAAGGAGAUGAUAAAGAAGAAUAUUUUUGGAAAGAUGAUCUCAAUUCUACUAUCCAACAAAUAUUUGCAAAUAUGGUUGGCUUUUGUGGCUUUGAAUAUUUGACACUAUCCGAAUUCCCCUACUUGAAAGAAAAAAUAUGGAAUUGCCAAUUACCAUUCGACUUAUUCUGGAAUUUAAAGUCUUUAGUGGUGGACAAAUGUUCGGAUAUAUCAAGUGGUAUUCCACCCAAUGUGUUAUGCUACUUCAAAAAUCUAGAAUUGUUGUACGUAGAAAGUUGUGAGUCAUUAGAACAAGUGUUUGAUGUGGAGGAAAAUCAUCAAGAAAUUCUGGGCUUAAAGAAAUUGAAAUCAUUGAAAAUUAACAAUUGCAACAACUUGAGAUACAUAUUUACUCAUUCCAUACUGUUAUGUCUUGUUCAACUCCAAGAGAUAGAGGCGAAAAAUUGUGCUUUGAUCAAAGAAGUCAUCAAAAAGGAAGGGGAAAAAGACCGAGUGAGUGAUAAAAUUGUAAUCCCUCGAUUAAACUCUGUUACGCUUGAGUUAUUGCCUAACUUGACAAGCUUCUAUUCUGGAAGUAGUAUUUUGGAAUGUCCUCCCUUGAAAACUAUCAUCAUUAAGGACUGUCAAAAGGUCCAAAUGAAGGAGUUUAGUAUUCAUCUUUCAUCAUUUUUCACUGAAAAGGUUGAAUUACCCACCUUGGGAUCAUCUUCUUGCUUCCAGAAUUUAACAAUCUUGGUCAUCGAUGGCUUUGAUCAAUUAAAAUAUUUAUUCCCAUCAUAUACAUUGAAAAGUUUUUUCAAAUUGAAGGAGCUUGAGAUAUCUAAUUGUAUGUUCAUGGAAAGAGUAAUUGAUGCAGAUGAAGGGAGAACAAGAACAAUGUUGUUUCCUAAAUUAUACCAGUUGAAGCUUAGAGAUCUUCCAAGACUCACAACGUUUUGCAACUCCACUGCAAAUUUUGUUGAAAUGUCCUCCUUAUUCAGACUCUGGAUUGACAAUUGCCCGGGUAUUCAAACAUUCAUCUCCAGUUCUGUGUGCGGUGAAAUGACAUUAUCAAGAAAAGAACCUGAAGGAACGAGUGCAAAGGAGAACUCCACUCACAUUCAGUCUCUUUUUGAUAAGAAGGUAAGACUCCCUAGUUUGGAGAGAUUGAAAAUCACUUAUGCUGAUCAUUUGGUAAAAUUAUGGAAUGAUGAGGUCUGUUUGGAUUCCUUCUGCAAAUUAAAUCGUGUGUUUUUACACUUUUGUAAAAGACUUGUAAGUGUUUUUCCAUCUAACAUGCUUGGGAGUCACCAGAAACUAGAAUAUUUGGAAGUAGAAAACUGUGAUUCAGUUGAAGAGAUAUUUGAAAUACUUGAGAAAAACUCUGGCAUGGUGGAGGAAAUUGUUCCCAAGGAAGAAGCAAUCCCUAGGUUUGUGUUUUCUAAAUUAACCUGGUUGAAUUUACAGAUGCUACCAAGUCUCAAAAGUUUCUACCCGGAGAUACAUAUUUCAGAAUGGCCAGAUUUAAAAGUGUUGAAAGUGCAUGGAUGUAAUAACGUGAGGAUCCUUGCUUCAGAAUUAUUGAGCACCCGAGAGAGUCAUGGCUACAGUGAAGAAACACUGUUCUUUGUUUACAAGGAUGCAUUCCCUAGCUUGGAAGAACUAGAAUUAUGUGAAAUGCCCAGGUUACUGCAUCUGUGGAAAGGAAUUUCUCAGCCGAGCAAUGCUUUUCAAAAUCUCGAGACUCUAAAACUGUCAGAAUGUGGCAGUUUAGAAAAUUCAUGGUCCUCAUUGGUGUCUUUCCAGAAGUUGGAAACUCUUCAAGUUUCUAAGUGUGAUGGAUUGAGAUAUUUACUGACCCCCUCAAAAGCUAAAACUCUGGGUAGACUUACUAGAAUGAAUGUAUCUGAUUGCCAAAUGAUGGAGGAAAUUAUAACACGUUUGGGAGGUGAAGUAAUAGAAAAUUCAAUUGUUUUCUGCAAAUUGGAUCAUUUGGAACUUCACUGUUUGGCCAGCCUUAAAGGCUUCUGUUGUGGGGAUUAUACUCUGGAAUUCCCAUCCUUGAAAAAAGUAGUAGUCAGAAAGUGCUUGGAGAUGGAGACUUUUUGUCAUGGAUUUUUAAGCACACCAAAGCUCCAAAGACUACAGUUUACAGAAGGAGAGGAUGAAGUAGAAGAAUAUUGGAAAGGCAAUCUUAAUUCCACCAUACAAUAUUUAUUCAAAAAUAUGAAUGUGCGAAGCUCCAAAGAAUAUUGAGGCCAUUCCUUCAAUACUUUGUGAUAGAUCGCCGCUCUAUUUCCUCCAGGUGAAAAGGGACUUUGUUACUGCCACUUUUUAGCUGAUUUUAUCCUGACAUUUUGUUGAAGGAGCUGGAUCCUUCUGGAGACGAAGUCAAUUGUUGAGCACCUGUUACGAGUACUGUAUCAAUGUAAAAGGACUGUAUAUUGCUAAUUUGUGGAAUGAAUGUAAUCGACGAACUAAUGGAUUGUAAUCAGCAGAAUUAUAUGAAUAAAUGUCAUGGCUGCUUUAUUGAA
Molecule: messenger RNA, 7582 nt
Organism: Mangifera indica (mango)
Lineage: Eukaryota; Viridiplantae; Streptophyta; Magnoliopsida; Sapindales; Anacardiaceae
Exons: 10
Coding region: 582-7304 (2240 amino acids)
Molecular function (GO): ATP hydrolysis activity; ADP binding
Source: RefSeq, a predicted model, not a curated record